Nicotiana tabacum (common tobacco) is the source of this 579-nucleotide messenger RNA. RefSeq lists its product as uncharacterized. The record is from RefSeq and is a predicted model, not a curated record. Gene Ontology annotation, molecular function: catalytic activity. NCBI's taxonomy places the organism in Eukaryota, Viridiplantae, Streptophyta, Magnoliopsida, Solanales, Solanaceae.
AUGGAGACUGCCUACUCAAACAUUAAUGGGCAAAUAUGGUUGUUCUUUGAUGCUGUGGUGGAAUGGGAACUAAUUGAGGAUACUGAACAACAAGUAACUGUGAAGGUGUUUCACCAUGACCUAGGGCAGCACAUGAUGAUGACAUUUGUUUAUGCAAAAUAUUCAGCCUUAGAGAGGUUGGAAUUGUGGGAGCUUUUGUAUUACUUAGCUAGUGAUAUGGAGAUGCCUUGGCUUGUAGGAGGGGAUUUUAAUAUGGUGGUACAUGAAGAUGAGAAGAUAGGGGGAUUGCCAGCACACCCUCCCGAGUAUGAGGAUUUUGCCUUCUGUGUUAACUCAUGUGGAUUGUUUGAUCAAGGGUACAAAGGGAGUCCAUUUACAUGGUGGAAUGUGAGACCAAAUGUUGAGUGCAUAUUCAAGAGAUUGGAUAGGAUCUUUAUGAAUUUUCCAUUCCAAAACAUGCUGCCAACUAUAGAAGUGGAACACUUAAUUAGAACUGGAUCAGAUCAUGCACCUUUGUUCAUGACAUGUGGGGAGCAGACUGCCAACUUUGUCAAGCCAUUCAGGUUCUUGAAUUUAUAG